UGUCAUUUGAUAUAUGUUAAAAAGGGGGAAAAAAACUGUUUUCACUUCAAAAUAUUCUAAAAAUCACAAUGCAACUGAUUCUGGCAAAGUGGAAUUCCUUUUAUCAGCAUAGCAGGUUUGUCUUCUCUACAGUCUCAGUCAACAUUUACCCAAACGUACUAUUCUGUAGGUUACAGAAGCCACUGACAAAGAUUAUGUGCUGAUUAUUGGAUACCCCCUUCUCACAAAAUUAGUUACAACUGUUGUUUGGCUAAAAAAAAAUAAAAACACACAGCCACUAUAAGAGAAACCAUUCUGGGCUAAGCUUACUACCUUGUUUUAAUAUUCAAAGUUCAAGAAUUGGGAAUAAAAGAAAAUACCAAGUUACUAUUAGUCAUGGAAAGAGCAUUGGAAUGGUUAAGGCCACUUGUUGAUUCCAAGAAUUGGGAAUAUUGUGUUGUUUGGAAGUUGGGUGAUGACCCUUCAAGGUUUAUAGAAUGGAUGGGAUGUUGCUGUUGUGGAGCUAAUGGAGUUGAUUUCAAUGUGAAGAAAGAAAAUGGUGGAAAACAGAAAUUUACUACUCUGUGUAAAGAUAGCCAAAAGCAGCAUCCUAUUAGAACAAAGGCUUGUGAGGCUUUGGCUCAUUUUCCUCUUUCUAUUUCCCUUUAUGCAGGGAUUCAGGGAGAGGUUGUAACAUCAAAUGAACCAAAAUGGAUUAAUCAUGCUGAGAUUUCCAAUUCAAAUUUGUCACAUUACCCUUGGCAGGAACUAAAGGGUACCUUGGUGUUGAUCCCAGUUGCUGGUGGACUGGUUGAGCUCUACAAUUCAAAACUGAUAUAUAAAGAUCAAAAGACGAUUGAUUUCGUUAUCAAUCGCUUCAAACUUGGUUCAGGAGAAGCCAAUAGUUCCACUGCAACGAAAGAAGAUCAAGCUCAUGAUUCCUUUCCCUAUGAGAAAUUGAACUUUUGUGCUCCUCCCCCGCAAUAUACUACAAGUUUUCCUUCAAGUGCACCUCAUAUUUCUCAAGUAUCUGAAUUUAGUCCUAAUACUAGCUUUCAAGGAUCAUCCACUGGUUCCAUUCCUUCAAAUGAACUUACCUUGUGUCAUUCACCUUCUGACCAUUUAUCGAGAAAUGUACCUUUAAGCCAAUCUAUUGAAGGUUAUUUUGAGCACACAGAGCUUCAGUGCAGUGGAAACUUGUCAAGAAUGGAAGGCACUGGUUUGCCUUGGAAGCAAGAAAACUAUAUGAUUGCAGCAGAUAUCUUCGCAGUGGGCAAGAAAAGACAGAAAGGACCUUAUCAGUCGAAGAAUCUUGUCACGGAGAGAAAACGAAGGAACAGAAUUAAAGAUGGUCUUUUUUCUCUUCGAGCUCUAGUUCCCAACAUCUCUAAGAUGGACAAAGUUGCAAUACUUGGAGAUGCAAUCGACUAUAUAAAUGAAUUGCAAGAAAAAGUGAAGUUAUAUGAGGCUGAACUCAAUGAAAUAGAAGCAGAAAUUACCAGCAAUGGAACUACUGAAGUGGUUCUAUCGGACAUGAGUGAAAUGUCAAAAGUUACUGAACCAACAAAUGAGAAAAAACAAAUUUCAAUUAAUACAACUGAAAGGGCAAGAAUUGAGGGGCAGGUAGAAGUGAACCAAAUUGGUGCAAGAGAGUUUCUGUUGAAGGUCUCUGGAUCACAUAAAUCAGGAGGAUUUACUCAGUUGGUGGAGGCUAUGAAUUACUUAGGACUUGAUGUAGUAAAUGUGAGUUUUACCACUUCCGGAGGAGAGAUCUUGUGCAUUUUCGUAGCAGAGGCAAAUGUGGACGGAGUUCUUGAUGCUCAGAAGGAAGUGCUUUGGACUGGAACGAGCUGAAGAGGGGAAUUAAUUGGCAAGAAAUUGAUGCAAGAAAAAUUUGAAGCAUGCUGACAAACCCAGGGGACAUCCACAUGCUCGCAUGGCGGCUAGACUAGCCUGCCAAGGAUGUUGGAAGCGUUGCAAAACAGUUAAGUCCUGCAAAGCCUAUAACGAGCAGAAUUGAUGUUUUGGGCGAGGAGGUGCUCGUCAACCUCCUCGCGUCGCGAGCUACUAGAAGAGCGACUCCAGUUUUUUGUGUCCGAUUUUGGUUUGGCAAGGGAGACCUCCUACAUACCUUAGGUCAUAUAUAAACCCCAAGAAACAUCUUUUGAAUGGUGACACAAUACUUUUGGCAGCAAGAAAUGCAAGGAAUGGAAGUGAGGGGAAUUUGAUAGAGUACACAAUGCAUGAAUUAGGCUGAAUUGUAUUUACAUUGUUUGGGCUACAUUUGUAUUGGGCCCAAUUUUAUAUCUGCACACUUUGGGACCUGGCCCAUGUCCGGAUAUUUUCUUUGUUUGUUCCGUGUAAGUA
Messenger RNA from Lycium barbarum (goji berry), 2346 nucleotides. Its product is annotated as transcription factor bHLH90. The record is from RefSeq and is a predicted model, not a curated record. Lineage: Eukaryota; Viridiplantae; Streptophyta; Magnoliopsida; Solanales; Solanaceae. Gene Ontology annotation, molecular function: protein dimerization activity; sequence-specific DNA binding; DNA-binding transcription factor activity. Gene Ontology annotation, cellular component: nucleus. The transcript is spliced from 9 exons. The coding region runs from base 376 to 1833 and encodes 485 amino acids. Gene Ontology annotation, biological process: regulation of DNA-templated transcription.